AGUGUUAUCUUCCCUGCGGGGCAGAGAUUUACUGUAGCUCGUAAAUACAAUGUGAAAACUUCAUUCCCAACCACUCGCCAUCCACUGCUGCGCUCUGUCUGCAGUGCUGCUCAGCCACUGCUGCACAACGAGAUGAAGCGCAGGAAGAUUGCCAUCGCUGCUGGGCUUUGCUUUUCAUUCUUCCUGGGGACUUUGCUGAAUUUAUUAUGUAUCCCCGGCUUCGAUCAUCAUCAUCACCACCACCACCACCACCACCAGCAGCAGCAGCAGCAGCAACAGCAGCAUCAAGGGGCUGAGGAGCGAGUGGAGCAGCAGCAGCAGCAGAUUGCACCGUCGUUACUUUUCAACCGGGUGACCAAACGGGACCUGCUGAGGCAGAUCCAAGAGAGGUACGAGGAGGUUGUCCGCUACCGGGAGCUGCCGGUCUCCUCGGCGGCAGCGGGGAGGCUGACCAGACCGUUGGAGAGGCGCCUGAUGGACCUGACACAGCACAGCUUCCCCGACCCACUGCAGGCGCAGCCCCAACAUCAGCAGCAGCCGCAGCAGCAACACCAGCCCCCGAGCCCCGGCUCUCAGGGCGACGCGCCGAUGGCCGGAGACGGUGAAAACAAGUUACUCUCCAACACGCCAGAGAACAACUUUCGGCUCCAGUCGCUGUCUCUGAGCUGUCAAGAUAUCAAUAACGCGAGCAACGUCCAUUACUUGGGCUCCGGCUACACCAAAGCCGUGUACAGAGCCGUCCUGAACGAAACAUUGGCGGUAGCGUUGAAAUCGGUAGAUUUUGGAGGACACGACAUGGAAAACUGUGCCAAACAGUACGGGACACUGGAGGACUGCUACAGACUGGCGUCCUACAAACUUGUCAAAGAAAUGACACUUUUACAACGAUUGCAACACUCCAACAUUCUCAAACUCUAUGGUUACUGUUACCAGGACAGUAAUGACAUCCCAGACACACUAACCACUAUCACAGAGCUUGGGUCCCCAUUGGAGAUGAUUCAGCUUCUACAGACCUCUUGGGAGGAGAGAUUCCGAAUCUGUUUGAGUUUAAUCCACCUCCUGCACUACCUGGCUCAUUCUCCUCUGGGCUCUGUGACAUUGCUGGACUUUCGCCCUCGCCAAUUUGUAAUCGUUGAUGGAGAGCUGAAAGUGACGGACCUGGACGACGCCAGCGCCGACGAGACGCCCUGCUCAAGCACCACCGAUUGCUUCAUGGAGUUUCCCGCCCGAAAUUUCACGUUGACCUGCUCGAUGAAAGGGAGGUGCCACAGCAUGAACGAAAAGCGGAACCUCUACAACGCAUACAGAUUCUUCUUCACUUACCUCUUGCCGCACAGUGCUCCCCCAAGCCUCAGGUCUUUGCUGGACACAGUGGUGAAUGCUACAGGGGAGUUACACUGGGGGAUAGACGAGACACUGGGUCAGCUGGAAAAAGUUCUGUACCUAUUCAAGAGUGGUUUGUACCUGCAGAACACCACAAGAGGCCGGGUCUCGGAAUACAAGCAAUUGUCCGAUGUCUCUGUGCCGGAGGAGAAUUACAGGUGCUGGCCGUCAUAUCACCACGAAGGGUGUUUGCUGUCUGUCUAUGACCUCAACGAAGCCAUGGAGAUCUGUGAUAGUCACUCUCAGUGUCGUGCCUUUGUCCUGACUAAUCAGACCACGUGGACGGGCCGGCAUCUUGCCUUCUUCAAGGCCAGCUCGAAUCGCAUUGUGCCUGAUGAAGAGAAAAUAACCUACGUCAGAGUGACUGAUUGAUCACAGGCCAGUAUCGAGACUCAGCAGCAUGGGUCUGAAAUAGACUUGGUUGGUUCCAACAAAAA
Molecule: messenger RNA, 1820 nt
Organism: Callorhinchus milii (elephant shark)
Lineage: Eukaryota; Metazoa; Chordata; Chondrichthyes; Chimaeriformes; Callorhinchidae
Gene: pkdcca
Product: protein kinase domain containing, cytoplasmic a
Exons: 7
Coding region: 133-1755 (540 amino acids)
Biological process (GO): protein phosphorylation
Molecular function (GO): non-membrane spanning protein tyrosine kinase activity; ATP binding
Source: RefSeq, a predicted model, not a curated record